Octopus sinensis (East Asian common octopus) is the source of this 6972-nucleotide messenger RNA. RefSeq names its product cadherin-like and PC-esterase domain-containing protein 1. The transcript has 24 exons. Lineage: Eukaryota; Metazoa; Mollusca; Cephalopoda; Octopoda; Octopodidae. The coding region runs from base 642 to 3977 and encodes 1111 amino acids. The record is from RefSeq and is a predicted model, not a curated record.
AAGGUAGCGGGAAGCUGACUCUUAUAUGCUUUAGGACAUAAAAAGAAAAAAUAAUAAUAAUAAUAAAUAAUAAUAAUAAAUAAUAAUAAUAAUAUGAGGUGGUAGCGGUAAUGGUAGUGAUUAUUGCGAUGGUGUCAGUGGCGGAGAUGGCGGUGGUAGCAGAGUAACAGUAGUAGCAGUAGUAGCUGUAGUAGUAGUAGUAGUAGUCGCUGGAGUAGCGGCAACGAUGAUGGUGCUGGAAAUGAUUGGUAGUUGCGAGGUAAAGACGAAAAACAAGUGAAAAGAGCGAGAGAGAGAGAGAGAGAGAGAGAGAGUGAGAGAAAAGAAAAUAAAGAAUAAAAAAUAGCAGCAAGCAACAACAAACCAACAAACAAAUAAAAAAAAAAGGAUGUAGAAAUACAAAAAAUAUCAAUAAAACAAUAACAAGAGGAGCUUGGCAGAGUUUUUCGCUAACAAGUUCCUCUCAGUGUGUGUCAGUUAUAAAGUGACAAGGAGAACGACAUGCAAGUUGUAUAAACUUCGACAACUGGGAACUAAGCUUAUAGUCAACGUGAAACGAAGAUACAAUUUCAUGUGCCGUGCAGAAGAGGAAUAUAACCACAGCUAAUCUGAAAAGUAAUUUGCUCAAUAAAACUUAAAGAAUGAAGACAAAAUCUUAUCGCUUGAGUUGCCGUUCCAUAAAAGACGUAUUUCUUUAUAUUAUAUUACUAAUCAUGGUAUCAACAUUUAUCACGAUCUACGAAACAAUAAGAUAUACCCCUUGGGUAGAAAACAAAAUAUUGAAAAUACAAUGGAAGCUUCCUCUUCGAGACUUACACAAAGAACUCAAAAAUAAUUCUUACAAGGAUUAUCUACGAAAAAUUCCAGAAAAGAAAUCUCAUAUUCGUACUUACAAAGGUCUUUCACAUUCCAAAAAACCGUCGCAGAUUUUGACAACACUUUUAAAAUUACAGGAAACUAUAUUUGGCGAGCGCCGUUCAGCAAAUACAGCUGUGUUAUGGUUAGAUAAUAAAGACUCAAUAGAAGAAGCCGAUUUGUACAGUUCGAACCUGAAGAGUCUAGGGCUACAUGUGAAAAUGAAACAGAAUUAUUUAAAUGACAAAGUAAGCCUUUCUUCAGAGUUAUCACCCCAGCUGUAUUACUAUCAUCACCAUGUGUUUGAUAACUGGACGCUUUUCCUCUAUUUCAAACCGGGACCCGUUUCACCUGACACUCUGGAGAUUCUUCAGAAGAAAGGAUUACGAGAUUUUCAAAAGGUCAAUCACAUUCCAAGUCUUAUCAAUUUAUUUCUAAAUAAAGGACAUCUCUGCCAUGACACAAAAUUAAUUGGAGAAGUUGAAAACUGGAGAGGAAAGUUCAACUACAAACCAUGUUAUUGCUUGUCAGAUACAACCCUAGAAGACAUUCAAGUUCCUCUAACAUCGGAAAACACUACAUGGUGGCGGCUAUAUGAACCAACACAUUUAGACAAACGUCUUCAGGAAAAGACAGAUCCGGUGAAACUGGUUUCACAUGAACAACUAAAGAUUAUUUUACAAAGCAAACCUUCAUCCGAUAUCAUAUUCCAAGAAAUUCCUAAAGAUUUAUUACUAAUCGAUGGUGAGCCACUGUUUCUCAGAGUCUAUAUCUCUGUUACUUCAAUGCACCCUCUGAGAACAUAUCUUCAUACACAUAUCAAGAUAUUACAAUUACAAGAAGAUGAUGGUGUGAAAUAUUUAAAGAUUACGAAUAAAGCUGGGAAACUUUGGAAUUUACUACUGAGAAUUCAUAACAGUUAUGGACAAUCAUCAGCGGAAAAGUUGCUUUCUUUCUUGAAGAUGGAGAUUGUCUCCUUGCUGAUGUUGGCUGAAACUCUCAUAACUCAGUCCAAUAAAGUUAAAAGUAAAAACAUUCUGUGUCCAAAUUGCUUCCAAUUGAUACACAUUGAUCUCACUAUAGAUUCCAGUUUUCGACCAUUCAUACUUGAUAUCCAGUGUUCACCUGUUGGAUCCGGUUCAGGUGAAAACCUGCCUCCUAACUCAGUGAUCAGAGAUCUAUUGAGCAUGGUGUUACAAGAAUCAAGUGUCACAAUUGACGUUGCCUAUGCUUUAGAUGAGCAAGGAUUAGAUAUUGGACUGAUGGAAGGUCAGUGUAAUGUAUUUGACCAGUUCUGUUUGUCAAACCAACAACUUCUUUAUCUUCUGGAAAGUCGAGCAGAGAGUUUAAACCUUGGUGAAUUCAUACGUCUAUAUCCUUCUGAAGAUAUCAGUGUCUACAACAACUUGGUACAACAAUUACAGCAAUAUCUACUGGAAAAUAGCAUUCCUACGAAAGACAAGGGUACAGAACGAAUACAGUUACAAAUUGGCAGAAAAGACAUCACACUUCAUACUGCUUUGAUCCACUCAUUAUUAAUUGGCUUAGAGACGUUUUAUGCAAGUAAUACAAACAGAAAUCCAAGAAUCCCUGACAAUCAUGACGUGAUGGAGUUUGACAUGGACCCAAACAUAUCAAAGAAAAGUGAUGUCUUCCUUCCGACAGUUGCUAGUUACACAAACAGAAAACUAGAAGAGAAGAAAUACCAAGAGGCAGAUUUGAAAGACCGAAAAUAUCUACGUCCUAGCUGUAGUGAAGAUCCUUUGGCUGUACCAUUUCUAAUGAAAAUUAACAUUGAACCACCAGUUAAACUCACACCAGCAUUUGACCCCAACAUUUCCACAUAUGAAACAAGUGUGCCUUAUGAAUUACUACUGAUAAAAAUUUGGGGGUUUGCCCAAAGUUGUCAAUGCAUCUCUAAGAUAGAUGACAAAUUUGGUUUCCCGAGGGCCAUCAACUAUACUUUAGGAAUUGGCACCAACCGAAUUACAAUUGCUGUAGUGGAUGUGACUUAUAUGGAACCACUUGCAGUAAACACUUAUACAGUAAUAAUCCACAGAAGACAACCUCAAAAGGAAGAAUUUUCACCAGGUGUCAACCACGUUGUCUGUAGCCUGAAGCAGGAUUGCUCCCUGAAAUUUUCUGAAGAUUCUGACUGUGGCUUACAUAAGACAGCAUUUAAUUCUUGGUCUGAUAUGUUAUCCUACAUUGAAAUCUUACCACCGUGUGUUACAGCUGAUAUGCCAGGUCAGUGGGUUGUACCUUGCAGUACAUGUUCUUCAACAGCUCUCUGCUACUGGCAAAAGGCUAUCUGGCAACCAAAAUCUUGCACCCAUCGCUGGUUCCCAAGAAAUCAACUACAAAAAUGUUUUACCAAUAAAAAGUUGCUGUUCCUUGGUGAUUCAACCAAUCGAGGAAUUAUGCAUUAUAUUCUAGAGAAAGUGAACAUGACCCUGCAGGAAUGGGAUAAAACACACAACAUCAAACACUAUGAUAAUCUCAAUAACCAUACAACAAGCAUGAGUUUUGCUUAUUAUCCUCAGUUCUGGCUACCAACAGAUCAUAGGCCGACCUUUGAUAAAGCUUUCUAUCAACUCCUUCGCAAAAAUUUACCAAUAGAAAACAAUACAAACACAGUUCUUGUCAUUGGAGGAGUGCACUGGCUUAAUAAACAUCACAUCGACAUCAUCAAGCGAGGGCUGAAAAGGGAAGGAUUAACAGGAAUAUUUCUGGUCAUUAAAGACUUAGGUGCAGGCUUCCAUCAACCUGUGGAAGGACUUCAUUGUUUAAAUUUGAAAGAACAACAGAAACUGCUUUCCCAUAAUUCUAUUCUCACCAAUUAUGCCCGACAAAAUGGUUUCCAUGUGGUUGAGACAUUCAACAUGACAAUGAGUCGAUAUAGGGACUUUUUACAAGGACAAUGUGCUUGUCACUUUCACAAAGUUGUAACUUUAAAAAAACAGAAGAAAAAAUGCCAUAAGAAAUGUCCUCAUUCUCAAUCAGACCAAGAAGAAGAUUAUCAAUCUCGAACUUUCCAUGUAGAAGGAGAAAUUAAUGCGAUUUAUUCAGAAAUGAUGAUUACUCAAAUAUGUUCUCACAGUUUCAGUCAUUCUUUGUCAUGACUAUAAAAGGUUCCAAAGAAAUUAUUAAUUUGCCUGAUUCUAAGUUUCCUUAGUCAUUUUGUUCCAGAAUUUCAUCAGACAAAAAGAAGACUGUUCUGAAUCCAAUGAAAGAUUUUUCAUUUCUGGUUAACACACAUCUGGGCUGUGUGAAAACUUAGUCAACAACACAUUGCUCAAGGUCUAGAAGGGCUGAGUAUACUGGCGUUGACAAUGAGUUAACCCAAACUUGUGGCGUUGGAAGAUAUAACAAACUGCAAAAAUUUCAGAGAAAAUACAAAUCUAAAUACAGCAGUAGACUUUGUAAUCUUCUGAACAUAUAAGAAAAAUGUUUAUAAUUUUCUAUGAAAAUGUGAUAAAUUCAUAAGCUUCAUAAAAUUCAUAAUCUUCAUAAAAUUCAUAAAACGAUGUAAUUUUCAAACAUGAAACUUGUAUAUUAUUUUACUUACAUUUAUUUUUAUUCAUAUUUUUCAUCAACCAACAUCUUCAGUCAGAUAUAUUGUUGUUUUGUUUUUCACCAGUAUAUCAGUAUUUAAAUCAUAUUCACAGAAAGUUGGUUUCUAUCACAAAGGAAAAGUACUGUAUAUUGUAGGCAAUAUUUAACAGGAAGUGUCCAUGCCUUGCACAAGAAUAAUUGAUUCCAUAAGGAACACAAAAGGCCUCAUCUGAAAAUCAAAGCAAUGAUACUUGCUACUACAGGCUAUGAUAUUAUAUUUAAUGGAUUUUGAAUGUGAUGGAUUGAAAGAAUCAUUAGAGCAUCUUUGUUCUGAGUUCAAAUCUCCCCCAAAUUAGUUGUCUUUUACCAGUCAUUUACUUCAGUUAAUGUAAUUGACUGUUUCCUUUAAAAAUUGUUGGCCUUAUGCCUAUCCUACUAGAAGCAAUAAUUUUUAAUUAAUUUAAUUACAAUUCAGUAAUUAAUUACAAAAUUAAUUACAAAAUAUUUUCUGUGACUUAGGAUUUUUAGUAAAUUCUCAAAAAUAUUUUCCUACAUUUAAAAAAAAACAUAACUUGGAAACAGGUAAACACUCUUAAAGCUGACUUUGCUUAUUUUUUUUAAAGCAAACAUAAUUUAUAAUUUAUACUUUUCAAUUAAACUAAUAUUAUUUUUUAAAAAUUACAUUCUGUUUCUAUCUUUUAUAGAAAACAAAAAUAGGAUAUAUAUAUAAAAGUUAUUGUUCUAAGCUGAAUUCCCAGAUAUGAUAAGAGUAGUGUUAAUAUAUUUAUUUUCAUUCUAAAACCAUUCACACAACAAAUAGACAGUAGGAAAAAUUACAAUUCUUCAUCGCCACAUCACUUAAGUGACAUUAACCUUUAAUAUUCCACAGUUGUGUGAAUUAUUUUAAAGUUUAAGUCUUGGACCAAAUACUGUAAUUUUGUGCCUGGAAAGAAUGUUGGGUUACACUCAGUUAUAAAAGCUUAAGAAUCAACUGAAUACUAGAGGUCUUCCAAUUAUUCAGAAUCUGGGAAAUUACAGUAGUGAGCUUUGGUAAUCAUUCAACCUGUCAAAAAUAUUUUUCACACGAAGACAAUAGGAAGUUUUUCAUUAAUUUAUAAAUAGAAUAAACAUAUUGUAUGUAGUUAUUUCUUUGAUGAGUUAAUUAUAUAUCUGAGUGUUUGUUCCAAUAAUAUUAGAUCUCAAAAUGAAGUCAUCAAAGCAAAGAAUAUGAAGAGAACUCAGCCAUAUGAUUAUUAAAUAGUAUUUAAUAGUAAGAGACUGCAAAGAGUUUGUCUCGGUACAGUAUCCCUUUGUUAUCAACUGGAAAAAAUCAUCUACAUAGUCACUGUACAGUAUGUCUUUGUAACUAAUUUGCAAUACAAAGGAACCAGUCAUACAAUAUUAGUAGUAGACAACUAUGGUUUUGUAUAAAAACAAUGUUUCUAUUGGGGUUUUAAUUUUGACUACAUUUCAACUUGGCUGCCCUCUGUGUUCAGCUGGUAUAUUCCUACCUUUAUACUUAUAUAGCAUAUAACAUUGAACUAGCUGGGGAAGUACAAACUGAUUGAGGCAUAGAGUUGUCAGAGACACAGACAAAUCAGGUUAACAUCCCAAAAGCCUAUGUUACUUGUGUAAAAAGUUAUCUAGACAUGCCAAAACUUAUAUUAAUUUCAGCACCAAAUUCAAAUCCUCUUAUGGAUCUGAAAAGGUUCAUGUGAAUUUACUCCAGUGUGUUGUGAUUCUUUCAUCAACACAGUCACCAGUAGUAACAGUCAUACAAUUACUCUGUUUAUCAAAGGAUCUAUGUCUGAAAUGCUAGACUUUUCCACUCCUUGCAGCAAUCAUCCACAAACUCUUAAUUUUUGAAACCAUUGCUGACAAUGCCAACACCCAGGGAUUACCUUGAAUUCUGGAUUUUAUCCUUAAAACUUCUUUGUUGAUUUCUUACUCUCCUUCACAAAUCAACAUUCCAUAUUUUUAUUAUGGUUACUCAAUUAAGAUGCAGUUUUCAUGGGAAGACUGUUCCUGACUUGACAAGAUACCAUAUAACCAGUCUGUAAAGUAGGAAUCCUAUUACUUGACUCAUACCGUUUCUGGCCAAAGCACUUAGCUAUCAGAUGAUCCUAGCCACUUAAUGAAUAGAUCCCAUAGAAUGAUGGAACAUAUGCUAUAUGCAAUAGCAGCCAUGUGAAAUUUCUUUUUCAUUCAUUCAAAGUACUGAAACUUGUGAGCUUAGGUCAUGAUAGAAGCACUAAUGAUGUGACCCUACAAUCAGUUCUCUCACCACAAUUUCAGGAUGAACUAGAAAAAACUGUUCACCUUAUAACCUGAUAAUAAGAGGUUAUUCAACCUAUUUAUCAAUGUACUAUGCUUAUUUAUAACAACACAUUAUGGUAAGAUAAUUUACUUCAUUAUUCCAUACCACACUUCUCUUAUGUUCUAUAAAUGUUCACAAAAGAAUUGCUAAUUUGUUAUAGUUUCUGAGAGAAAAUUUUUCAUAUCAAAUUGUACAUUGACCAGGAAUCAUCUUUAUUUUUCCAAAUAAAAAUAUUUUGAAAACUU